CCCGCAGACAGAAAGAGCUUGUGUGUGUGUGUGUGUGUGUGUGUGUGUGUGUGUGAGAGAGAGAGAGAGAGAGAGAGAGAGAGAGAGAGAGAGAGCUGAAGCUCGAUGGGUACGUGCUGUUGAGGAGUUAUGGCACUGACCGAAACCAAAUGCUGAGUGGAUUCCUGAGUCUUUUGGUCUGGACAUUUUGCCAGUAAGAGGGAGCAUACUUGGAAUUCAAUUGUACCUGUCAGCAUUUUGGGAAUGGUGCAACUGAUCCUAUUCCUGAGUGACCCUAUUCCCGAGUGACCCUAUUCCUUCCUGAGUGAAUUGUUUAAGUCUUUUGGCGCGGCCAUAUCCAGUGAGAGAGUUUUACUUGCAAUUGCAUUGUAGUAGUACCUGUGUCAGCAUUUCGACAACGUUGUUCCCAUUGGUUGGUUAGUUAAUGCGGUGUUAUCGUCUUCCCCUGAACGGUACGCAGCCUCAUUUUGGCUGCACGUGACCGGGAAUAUAGCUUGUAUACAUUCAUUAUGUCGGUGCCUAAUGUCUGUGUGAUAGGGCCAUGCCAUCGGCCACAAAAUGGUGAUGAUGAGGUAAUACUAUGGAGAGCGAAUGAUGUCCAUCAGAAUCUGCAGAAUAGACAGGACGAUUCUCACAAUCCAGGGGACAAUAAUGACACUGCUGCUGCUGCUGAUGAUGAUGAUGAUGAUGAUGAUGAUAAUGAAGAUGUUAAUCAUGACGACGAAGACAGAUGCUUGGACGUUCCGGUGUCAAUUCUCGGUCUCUUGAAAGGAGCCGUGAUGGAUGCUUUUGGCCCAAUUCAAAAGGAUUUUCCAGUAUAUAACGACCCCCUUGAGCCAGAUCUGAGGAAUGUCAGGUUUGACCUGGCCCCGUCAGCAAAACUGAGGUAUAGAAAAUGCCUUCAGAUCGACCUAAAGGAAAAAGGGGUGGUGAAGAUCGAUGUUAUUUGUGCUGACACUGCCUGGUGCCAGAAAUGUCGUCGUCACUUCCACAAGGAAACAGAUGCCGACUGCCCUGCCAAUCAGAAACAAAGAAGGGAUGAGGAGGACCCGGGCAAGGGCAAAGAGGAGGAGUUGGAUAAGCCCGGAGAGGAAGAAGACAUGGAGGAGGAAGACGGUAAAGGGAAAGAAGUAGGAAGGAGGAACGCAGGAAUGGAGAAAGGAGGAUCAUGGGUGGAAGUGGUGAAACGAAGAGGAGCGAAAAGUGAGCGGAAGCCAGGACAACCUUCUUUGGUGGAGAAGGAAUUAUUGAGAAGAGAGGAGGAGAGGAAACAGGCUGAGGAAAAGAAAAGGGACGAAGCGAAGAAACGGAGGGAAGAACAGGCCCGUGAGGAAGAGGAAAGAAGGGAAGAGGUAAGAAAGAGGAAGGAGAAGGAGGAGAGGGAGCGAGAAGAGGUUAAAAGGAGAGAAGAAGAAGAUGCUCGUGGGGAGGAGGAUAGAAGGGAAGAGGUAAGAAGGAGGGAGAUGGUAGAAAAGGAGGAGGAGAAGGAGAAGGAGAGAGAAGAGGUCAAAAGGAGAGAAGAGGAAAAGGCCCGGGAGGAGGAGGAAAGAAGGGAAGUGGUAAGAAAGAGGGAGGAGGAGGAGAUGGAAAAAGAGAGAGAAGAGGUCAUGCGGAGAGAAGAAGAAAAGGCCCGUGAGGAGGAGGAAAGAAGGGUAGAGGGAAGAAAGAGGGAGGAAGAGGAGAAGGAGGAGAGGGAGAGGGAGAAGAAGGAAAGGGAAGAGGUUAGGAGGGAAGAGGCAAAGGCUCGAGAGGAGGAGGAAAGAAGGGUAGAGGUAAGAACGAGGGAGGAGGAGGUGGAGGAGGAGAAGGAGAGGGAAGAGGAUAAAAGGUGUGAAGAGGAAAGCGUAGAAAUGGCAACAGAGGAAAGAGAGAGGAACGAGGCCGGGAAUAAAGAACAGGUGGUUUGCAAGGAGGAAGAAAAAAAGAGGGAAGAGAAGGAGGAGGAGAAGGAAAGGGAAGAGAUAAAUUGGGGAGAAGAGGUAAAAGGAAAAAUGGGUCCGGAGGAAAGAGAAAAGGACGAGGACGGGAUCAAGGAACACCAGGCUCGAAAAGUUGUGGAGGGCAUUGAUGUCACCAAAAAGUGGGAAGGAAUCCCGCUCAAAUUCUCCGGGGUGUUUCCCGCCACGCCCUUUGUGUUUCACGGGCCGUCCCAGCAGCCUACCGCGCCUAAGAACGUUAAGGCGCAUCAUGUAAAGCAGGAUGGGGUUACGUGGCAAUGGUUGGCAGAGGAACCCUCUUAGAGGAAAUCUGGCGAGCAAGGAACGCUAUGGUGUUUAAUAAAGAAAAAAUUUCAGU
This is a messenger RNA of Chara braunii, 2295 nucleotides long. The record is from the annotation of a GenBank genome assembly. NCBI's taxonomy places the organism in Eukaryota, Viridiplantae, Streptophyta, Charophyceae, Charales, Characeae.